Amyelois transitella is the source of this 355-nucleotide messenger RNA. RefSeq names its product neuropeptide-like 3 (gene CPH27). Bases 78 to 302 code for a protein of 74 amino acids. Lineage: Eukaryota; Metazoa; Arthropoda; Insecta; Lepidoptera; Pyralidae. The transcript has 2 exons. The record is from RefSeq and is a predicted model, not a curated record.
CUCGGUUUUGGGUAUAUAUGACAGUAGGAUUCUAGGUCCAGCAUACUACUUGUCAAAGUAAUUUGCAAUCAUCCACAAUGUUCUAUAAACUGUUCGCCCUGUUCGCUUUGGCGGCUGUAGCCCUAGCGGCUCCCAACCCCAAGCCCGCGCCUGCGCCGGCGCCCGCGCCCGCCCCGCAGUUCCUGACGUACAGCGCGGGCCUGGACUACGUGUACCCCGGCGCGGCCGUCCCGUCCGUCGUGUCCCCGUACUCCGCUCCGCUCGCGUACUCCGCCCUGCCCGGUGCCGUCUACUACCGCUGAAAACUGGAAAAGAUCCCGUAUCUGAUAUGACCGAUGAUAAACCGAUUGAAUUU